UGAGACGACAAAUCUUGCUCUUCCUUCUCAUCGUAGCUAUUUCCCUCAUCCACUGCGCUACCGCGUUGGACACAGGUGGAGUUAGGACACGUCUUAUGGGUCAAGAUGGGCUAUGUUUGGACAGCGAUGGGACGAGCCGCUACAACUUCCCAAAACUAGUCCCAUGCAACCCCAAGGAAGAGAGGCAGGUGUGGAACAUCGUCGACGACGGCACGAUCCAUUGGACCAACGACAGAUGCCUCUUCCCUUACGGCAAAAAGGUCACAGGACAAUACUUCCUCGUAAAAACAGGCAUGUGCGACGAACUGACACAGCAAGAAAAGACAUGGAGCCUAAACAACAAUCCCAACACAAUCUCCCACGUGGACUCGGGCCUCGUCCUGACCGUGAAAAACUACACCAAGACUCUCACGGUGGUGCCCUACAAGAGCAACAACCCAUCGCAGAUUUGGGCCAUUCAAGAAGCUCCACGUGUCGGCCUCAUCAUGGGACUUCACAACUACAAGUGUCUGUGGUCAGACGGGCCACAUCGGUCCGGCCAAGUGUUUGUGCAUGACUGUUUGGCAGGUACGUGGUUCAACCAAGUGUGGGCGUUGUUUCACGACGGCUCCAUUCGUUUGGAAUCGGACAGAAGUUUGUGCUUGACGUCUUCGUCGGGGGCGGCUCCUUAUUUCUUUGUGGAUGUGUUUAAAUGCGAGGACAAGGCUGAGCAGCGGUGGGUGGUGGAGACUGACGGCGGCGCCAUUCACCACCCCGGCUCCGACUUGGUCAUGGAUGUCAUUCCGAUGAGCAACCAGCCACAACCGGUUGUUCUGUUUUCGCAGAAUGGCGCGACAACCCAGCAAUGGACGUUUAUGCAUCUGUGAAUGAAUUACGUGGGGAAGAUGAAGAGAAGACUCAUGUACUUAUUACUAUUAAAUGUUUGACAGCUAAAAAACAAAUCAUUUAGAAAAAAUAAUAAUUUGUCAAAUAUUUUAAUAUUGAUCAGCAACAAUCUAAGUAUUUUCUUAUCUGAAAAAAACUUGUUAUUGGCUAUAUAUGUUGUGAAUGUAAUCCACACACAAUGUCUGCCCUACGAAUAAAUAAGUGUGUGGGUAUGUUGUGACUUGUCUAAACCGAACUAAUUAAAAAAAAUACUCUUAAAUUACAAAUGUAAUUAGAGUUCUUAAACUUAA
This is a messenger RNA of Momordica charantia (bitter melon), 1175 nucleotides long. RefSeq names its product ribosome-inactivating protein SNAIf. Lineage: Eukaryota; Viridiplantae; Streptophyta; Magnoliopsida; Cucurbitales; Cucurbitaceae. The record is from RefSeq and is a predicted model, not a curated record.